AUGCCCUCUAGCGUCGGUUGUGAGAUAGAUGGCACAUCGUGUACAAGCCACCCCCAAACAGGCGUAUUACUACCACUACUACCACCACCACUACUACCACCACUAACUACUACUAUUACCACUAUACUACUACCACUACUACUAGCACUACUACUAUUACUGCUACUACUGUUACUAAUCCUUGUCCUUUCAAUUUUAUUCGUAUCUUCCUUGAAAAAUGAAGGAGUUGCUCAUCAUAACUUCAAGAAGCUUUCGAUUUGUCCAAAAAUUUUCAUGAAAAUAGCCGCAAGCAAUUCGAUUAAGCGUCAUCUUGCACAUCGAGGUCCGUUAAAUGUUGACGCAUUUUGGUGUGAUGCUGGUGGAUUUGGUUGUUUUGGUGUAAGUAAUGCUAAUUUUGAUAAGAAUCUUGCUGAGAUUGUAAAAACGACGAUGAACGAUAAUGUGAGGCCAUCUGGAAAGGUGCAGAGAUGUCGAAUUUCACGGAACAAAAAACGGUACUGGAAAAAAGGUAUACAAAUCCAGGAUGUGGAGGAUUCUCUCUGUGAAGUUCAGUUUGACACUGUUAAAGUAUUUUAUUAUAAUGAAACUUAUUUAAUUUCAUGUGUAAAAAAGCAAAAUGACAACAGCUUGUUUACCGUCGACAGGGAACCUGAUCACAGUAAUCUUAAAUUAACUAGACGACAGAAGGCAGUUUUGAUGAAGAAAUUAAAGAAGACGGAACCUGUGGAAGAAAAGGAAAAUCUUUCUAAAUGUCAACUGAAGAAAACGCUUUUGAAAAAAUCGAAAAAGCCAGUUAUGGCUAAAGCUAGCUUUUUAGAAAACACGACAACCCAGGCUCGAAAACCGUAUGAUCUUUGGGGCCAAAACUCAGAAAAGGAAGUUUCGUUAGCGGAGAAAUAUUAUCUUUUAAUUACCAAAAAAAAGUUGCCACAGAAACCGAAAACAUUGAAGCAUAUAACGAGCAUAUUACAACAUGUGGAAGUUGCUCCGGCGGGUGCCUCCUAUAAUCCACCUGUUUCUAAAUAUUUGGAUUAUAUUGCCGAAGUAGCCGAAGAAGAAAAGAAAAAAAUUAAAGAAAGUGAAAAGCUGGAACGUGAGUUUGCACUACUUAAAGGAAAAUAUGCCACUCAGGAAGAAAGAGAAUUGGAAUUAAGGGCAGGUCUUGAUGAUAAUAGUGAUAACUAUGACGAGUUUGCAGAAGAUGGGAAUGAAAUAGAACAAAACCUUUUUAAAGAAAAAAGGCCAAUCAUUAAGCGAAAAACAAAGAAAACUAGAUACUUGGAAUAUAUGGAACGAAAACAGAAAGAAAUUAAUCAUAUGUCUGCAUUCCAAAAAGAACAGAUGCAUCUUAUUUACUCAGCAAAGAAAUUGAAUAAAGAAAUCUGUAAAGAAAUACAAAAACGGGAAGAAUUGGCGAAGAAACGAAAGGAGCACAAACUGAUGAAAAGAUUUGCUGGUACACAACGUUUAGGUCGCGGGAAGUUUGAACCGUAUGAGCAAUCAGUUUUAUUAACUGAGGAAUUGCCAGGUUCUUUGCGAGAAUUAAAACCGCAGGGCAGUAUUUUAACGGAACGCCUAAAGAGUUUGCAAAAAAGGAAUGUGCUGUCAAUCCCGGGAGAAAAGCAACGAAGAAAAUUGAAAAACAAGUUGCGAAUUAAAGAAAGAGAAGAUAGGAAACAUAAAGAAGUGAAACUUGGUACACGUUUGAUAUGA
Messenger RNA from Acanthocheilonema viteae, 1713 nucleotides. Lineage: Eukaryota; Metazoa; Nematoda; Chromadorea; Rhabditida; Onchocercidae. The record is from the annotation of a GenBank genome assembly.